UCCCCUCCCAAACUGUUUCUCUCUGCCAUUCAAGACCAAUGAGAACCAAUGAAGCUCACAGAGUGUUCCGGGCUGUCCUCAAAGACCUUGUAUGCACCCAUGAGCUUCUCCUAUAUCAUUUCCUUCUGUAUGGCAUUUCAAUUCAGCUUCUUUUGGGAACCUCAUCCUUCCCAAAGGAAGAGGGGUCUCAUAUUGGUGCUCAAUCACCCUCCUGAUCUUUCUCUUAUUCUCCAUUGUUGCCUGCCCUUUUCUUUCUAUCAGUGUUUUGUGGGUCUUUUUUUGGAUUUUCUCUAAUGGCAGCGAGUCGAGUGCUUGUUGCUACUAGUCUUUCCUUACUGGUUGCGUCCACCAUUAACGCCCAUGGUGACAAAAAAUUACCAACUGGUACUGUGACUUAUGAUGGAAGAUCCUUGAUGAUCAAAGGCAAAAGGGUGCUUCUGUUUUCAGGAUCAAUUCAUUACACACGAAGCACCCCAGAUAUGUGGCCAGACAUUCUUCAGAAGGCUAAGAAGGGUGGUCUGAACCUAAUUCAGACUUACGUAUUCUGGAAUGUCCAUGAGCCGGUGCAAGGCCAGGUAUUUGAAAAAAUGUCAAGGUGAAAUGUUGAGUGUUAUCUUUCUAUGGAAUAUGGAUAUUCAUGUCUAUGUACAUUUUUGCAGUACAAUUUUACUGGACAAUAUGACCUGGUAAAGUUCAUUAAGUUGGUUUGGGAGCAUGAUAUGUAUGUAAAUCUCAGGCUUGGGCCUUUCAUCCAAGCUGAGUGGAAUCACGGGUUAGUACAACCUUCAAACUGCAUUUCCAUGUUAUGUCAAGACAAUAGUUCACCAUCUAUCAACAAUUCCUCAUACUUUGUCUUUGCCUAACAUUUCUCAGAGGAUUGCCAUAUUGGAUGAGAGAGGUGCCCGACAUUACUUUCCGCACUGACAAUGGACCGUU
Tripterygium wilfordii is the source of this 936-nucleotide messenger RNA. Its product is annotated as beta-galactosidase 14-like. The transcript is spliced from 2 exons. Gene Ontology annotation, biological process: carbohydrate metabolic process. The record is from RefSeq and is a predicted model, not a curated record. Gene Ontology annotation, cellular component: cell wall; vacuole. NCBI's taxonomy places the organism in Eukaryota, Viridiplantae, Streptophyta, Magnoliopsida, Celastrales, Celastraceae. The coding region runs from base 294 to 599 and encodes 101 amino acids. Gene Ontology annotation, molecular function: beta-galactosidase activity.